CCGGUUGUUAGUGGAAAUUAUCGGUAGACGGUGCUGUUUUCGUGGAUUUCAUUGAGCGCUGUUUGUCGUGAGGAUUUGCAGUAGAUUCAUCCAUGAUGGCGGAGGACAGCGAGUCCGCGGCCAGCCAGCAGAGCCUGGAGCUGGACGACCAGGACACCUGCGGCAUCGAUGGAGACAACGAGGAGGAGAACGAGUACAUGCAGGGGAGUCCUGGUGGAGAUCUCGGUGCAAAGAAGAAGAAAAAGAAACAGAAGAGGAAGAAGGAGAAGCCAAGCUCAGGAGGAACCAAGUCUGAUUCUGCCUCUGAUUCUCAGGAGAUAAAGAACCCUGCCAUCCCCAUGCAGAAACUGCAGGACAUUCAGAGAGCUAUGGAGCUCCUGUCCACUUGUCAAGGUCCAGCCAAAAACAUAGACGAGGCCACAAAGCACAAGUACCAGUUCUGGGACACUCAGCCUGUGCCCAAACUUAAUGAGGUGGUGACAACUCAUGGGCCAAUUGAACCAGAUAAAGAAAAUAUCAGACAAGAGCCAUAUUCCCUCCCACAGGGAUUUAUGUGGGACACAUUGGACCUCAGCAAUGCCGAAGUGCUAAAAGAGCUGUACACUUUGCUGAAUGAAAAUUAUGUUGAAGAUGAUGACAACAUGUUUAGAUUUGACUAUUCUCCCAACUUUCUGAAAUGGGCGUUACGUCCUCCGGGUUGGCUGCCCCAUUGGCACUGUGGUGUCAGGGUUUCCUCCAAUAAAAAGCUUGUUGGGUUCAUCAGUGCCAUUCCUGCUGACAUCCACAUCUAUGACACGUUGAAGAAGAUGGUGGAAAUAAACUUCUUGUGUGUGCAUAAGAAAUUACGCUCAAAGCGUGUCGCUCCGGUGUUGAUCCGAGAGAUCACGCGGCGGGUCAAUUUAGAAGGAAUUUUCCAGGCUGUGUACACUGCCGGUGUUGUGCUGCCCAAACCCGUGUCCACAUGCAGGUACUGGCAUCGCUCUCUUAACCCCAGAAAACUUGUAGAGGUAAAGUUUUCCCACCUCAGCAGAAACAUGACACUACAGCGAACAAUGAAACUCUACAGAUUACCUGAUAGUACUCGUACUCCUGGUUUGAGGGUGAUGUUAGAGGGAGAUGUGAAGAAGGUGACGGCACUGCUGCAGAAACACCUGAGCAAGUUUCACCUGAGACCUGUUAUGGGUGAAGAGGAGGUGAAGCAUUGGUUCCUACCACAGGAGAACAUCAUUGACACUUUUGUAGUGGAGGGAUCUGGUGGGCUGCUAACAGACUUUAUCAGUUUCUACACUCUGCCAUCUACGGUGAUGCAUCAUCCUCUGCACAAAAGCCUCAAGGCCGCUUAUUCCUUUUACAAUGUCCAUACAGAGACGCCGCUCAUAGACCUGAUGAACGACGCUCUCAUCCUAGCCAAACUGAAAGGUUUCGAUGUUUUUAAUGCACUGGAUCUAAUGGACAAUAAGACUUUCUUGGAAAAGCUCAAGUUUGGGAUUGGAGAUGGUAACCUGCAGUAUUAUCUGUAUAACUGGAAAUGUCCCCCUAUGGACCCAGAAAAAGUUGGCCUUGUUUUACAGUAACUGGCUGCUUCGCUUUGGAUGCAGACUGACUUAAAGGUUCAUCUCAGAAUUUUUGACUUGGACUUAAUCUAUAUAAAGAGGAAAAACUGACAUCCAUUCAAAGUGAAUGAGUUGUGAUGUGCAGCUCUCUUAGGUCUUGUUCCGGUUAUCGAGGGUGUCUCCCUCUUUUCUCUUUGUCUUUGACUCUCUCUUUCAGAGAAUGUGAGAAACAUUAUCAACGUCAAACACAUCCACAAGCUGUAUACAAAUGUAUUUCCCUGAACAUCCAAACUGUAUCCUCUCACAGACAUAUGUUUGAUCUCAUAUGUUUUGUUUUUGUUCAUUUGUUUUGUAUUAUGAAGGUGCGUUGAUAAAUUUGUGUGAGUUAGCAAGCUGUACAUUUAAUGCCAGAUAUUUAUUACGUAUUGUGUGGUUUACAAUGGACCAGGACGGGGAGUUGAAAUCCAAAGUCUUUUUUAUGGAGCUGCCUUUGAAGUCGUAUGCCGUUUGGAGUUCCUGCUGUCUGUGUGAAAGCAAGUUUAUGUUACAUGUGUGGAAGAAUGUACUGCGUUUUGAAGCACAUCAUCAACGUGUUUAUAAAGGGCCGGAAAGCUCUGAGGUGCAUUUUUAAGAUUUUUGCUGAAGAAAAUGUUUUGUGUGUAGAAUUUUGAAUGUGAAUUCAUUUCAAUUUCCUUUCAUGAAGACAUUGUUACACAUUACACAGCCCAUUUCAUUUUUUUAUUAUUUAGUGCUUUUAAAUUAUUAUUUUAGAACAACAAUUCUGACAUUUAGAAUUGUAUUUAAGUUACAUGUUUCUCUUAUUUCUUGGUUUUCUUUAUUCUUUCAGUAUUCUUUGCAGAGACCAUAACCUCAUUCGAUGGUUCGUUUGCUAUAAAGCCCUGGUGAUUUUCCUGUAUUUAAGCACAAGGAGAUAAGAACAAUCGUCUAUGUUGUUAUUUUGUUAAAAUUGGCAAUGCAGCCAUAACACUUGCUUGCUGUUCAGUUGGCUGUCUGUUACAAUCACUGUUAGGGUGAAGCAUAUUGACAUGUGAAUAGGGCUGUGACGGUGGCAAAUUUUUACCAUCGCGGUGGAACCAUCAACAACAACCGCCGGUGUUGCGGUGGUGGGGUCCAUGGGGGGGGUUAGGGUGGAUUAAAUGGUGAAAGAAAAUAACAUUUCACUAAAUGCGCGCGACUUUAACCUGGUAAAAAUUUUAUUUCACAACAAAAGACAAACGUGAUGUGUAUGUAUUUCACUGUCACUGGAGACCAAAAGAAACGAACGCAGACGCACAACACAGUGACAUGGCUAAACUCCAACGUGCUGAGUUAUGCUAAAAUCCACCAGUUUGGUGGAAACGCCAUAUGGUAAUGUAGUGGAGAUUUGUGUAUUAACAUAAAACAAUGUUAUAAAUUUGUAUCUUAGGCUAUAAAUUACUGUACAACUUUUGUUAUUAUUAUUUCACGUGUACAAAAAACUGCAAUUUUUACUUAUUAUUUUGUUUAAUCAUUCACCUGAUAUGUGACGUCACACAACCGCCGGUGGCACUUCACCACUGCGGUGGCAAUGCACCACCGCGGUGGUGCGGUGGUCAUGACAACUGUGCCACCCCUACAUGUGAACAAUUUUUAUUAUAUUAGCAAAAAAUGAUUUUGUGUUACUACAGCUUGUCUCGGUUUGCUUUUAUGUAUUUAAAUCAACAAUAUGCUUUUAAAUAAGAGCACGUCCGAACAUGCUAAAAAGAAAGGUACUCUUCUCAGAUGUCCCACAUUUUAACUUUAUUUCAAUCUGUGGUUUAUUCUGUAACAUCCAGGGCACUUUGUAAAUGUCAGUUUGAGUAAGUUUUUCUAAAGCUUGCUGUAUGAAAUGAGCAUGAUCUCAUUUUUGUCAAUCCAUAAACCCAGAACUGGGCUUUAGUGAGAACACCCAGAGUACUUGCCUUAUUUAAGAGAGUUUUUUUUUUUUUUUUUGAAAUGUCAAAUGUGUAGUUUUAAAUGAUCAGCUUUCUCUUUCUGAAACAGUAUUUUUAUUGGAUUCCAUUGCAGGUUGUUUAAAGAACUGAUAUGGGAAUAAGUACCAGCACCAUGACAAAUCACCCAAAUAUCUUAAUUGUCAAAAAUAUACAUCAAGGUAUACCAGCAUGGAUAUUUGACUGAAUAAAAGCAUCUACAAUUUAAAUUUAAUUGGAGUCUUUUUACUCUGUAAACUAUUAAAAAAGAAAA
Messenger RNA from Paramisgurnus dabryanus, 3776 nucleotides. Lineage: Eukaryota; Metazoa; Chordata; Actinopteri; Cypriniformes; Cobitidae. The record is from RefSeq and is a predicted model, not a curated record.